Messenger RNA from Pseudogymnoascus verrucosus, 309 nucleotides. RefSeq lists its product as uncharacterized. NCBI's taxonomy places the organism in Eukaryota, Fungi, Ascomycota, Leotiomycetes, Thelebolales, Thelebolaceae. The transcript has a single exon. The record is from RefSeq and is a predicted model, not a curated record. The coding region runs from base 1 to 309 and encodes 102 amino acids.
AUGUAUGCUAAUCCCAACUUCGUGGUGCCACUGCGUAGGCCGUCGUCGACGAUGGCGGGUCUGGUGUGGCAGGUAGGACGGCGGACGCUUGGAGAUGGAAGAGAGCGGCAGGCGUUUAGGACAUCGCAGCUGCUGGCGGCGUUUAAAGCACUGGGGGUGGAAGGGUACGGGCAGGAAGAGUACUGGUUGGCAGGCAAGGCGAGCGUAGGGCUGAAGGGGUUCGUGGGGUUGUGGGAGCGAGGACUGAAAAUGCCGGAGGAUAUGCGCAAGAAGAGUCUAAACGAGGCGGAAUCGCUGAUGGCUGGCUAA